Cyprinus carpio (common carp) is the source of this 2600-nucleotide messenger RNA. Its product is annotated as activated CDC42 kinase 1-like. Gene Ontology annotation, molecular function: ATP binding; transmembrane receptor protein tyrosine kinase activity. The coding region runs from base 365 to 2548 and encodes 727 amino acids. Gene Ontology annotation, biological process: positive regulation of kinase activity; protein phosphorylation; multicellular organism development. Lineage: Eukaryota; Metazoa; Chordata; Actinopteri; Cypriniformes; Cyprinidae. Gene Ontology annotation, cellular component: signaling receptor complex. The record is from RefSeq and is a predicted model, not a curated record. The transcript is spliced from 13 exons.
GUGUUGAGGGCAGAGGGCGGAGGAUGCGAGGAGGCGGAGUGAGAAAGAGCUCAGACUGAAUGCUUUGGAAUCGCAGAAAGACGUCAGAUGCAGUCUAUAAAACACCUGUCUUCAGGCUAUUUUAAAACACUACUCAUAACCCAAAGAUUAAUGAUAGACGGACUAUUUAAACUAGCUUCUAUAUUCUAGCACGGCGGAUUAUAAUAAACAUGCGUGAAACUCACUGAAAAGGAACUAUUCAUAAUGAACCGUUUAUACUUGGAGUGCAGUUGACUUACGAGCUGAAGAAAGUGAUCUGACUGCCCGAAAAGAAAAGAAAAAAACCCGUCGGGCGUUUAUUUAGUUGCUGUGUGACAGUCUAAUAAUGAUGGAUCAUGACACUCAGUGGCUGUACCAGCUCCUUGCUAGUGUGCAGCUAGAGAGAUUCUACCUAAGGAUGCGAGAUGGACUCAAUGUGACACGUAUUGAGCACCUGAACUACGUUAAAGAAGCAGAUCUUGAACAGAUUGGCAUUAGUAAACCAGGACAGCGACGAUUAUGGGAAGGCGUCAGACAUUACAAAACCAACAUGCAACCACGGUCGUGGAUGAUUAAGGCCUUCAGUGGUCGCACUCCGGAGGGACGUGAGCAGUUUAAUGGUGUUGGGUCAGGCCAGGGGCCAGAACCAGGGCGUGCACUCCCCUGUCUUAUCCAGGACAGUGAACUGAUCUUUGGGGACAGGCUAGGCUCAGGUUCCUUUGGGGUAGUUAGGAAAGCAGAAUGGCAAACACCUACUGGACGAGUGUUGCCUGUAGCAGUUAAAACUCUGAGGGGUGGCGCAGCCAGAUAUGGAGAAGUGGUGACUGAAUUCCUCCAGGAAGUUACGACCAUGCAGUCUCUGGACCACCCCAACAUUAUACAUCUGUAUGGUGUUGUCCUUACUCAUCCUCUUAAAAUGGUGACAGAGCUGGCUCCCCUUGGCUCUUUAUAUGACACACUGCGUCUACGACAGGGAGAUUAUCCUCUUUCGCGGCUCUGGCUCUUCAGCACACAGAUUGCUGCAGGUAUGGAGUACCUAGAGUCCAGACGCUUCAUCCACAGAGACCUCGCUGCCCGGAAUGUGCUCUUGGCUGCUAGAGAGCUUGUGAAGAUCGGAGACUUUGGACUGAUGAGAGGCUUGGAUCAGGACAGAGACCACUAUAUCAUGACGGCACACAAGCGCAUUCCCUUUGCAUGGUGUGCUCCUGAGAGUUUGCGUGUAGGUACUUUCUCUCAUGCUUCAGAUGUCUGGAUGUUUGGUAUCACAUUGUGGGAAAUGUUCACAUACUGUGAGGAGCCCUGGUUGGGGCUGUCUGGCAGACAGAUUUUAUAUCGCAUUGAACGGGAAGGCGAGCGUUUGGAUAGGCCUCCAGAUUGUCCGCAGGAGUUAUAUUCUGUGAUGCGUAAAUGUUGGGCUUGCAGUCCUGCUGACCGACCGACCUUCUCACAGCUCACCACCAUGGUAGCAGAGGCACAGCCUAUGGAGGUUCGUGCAAUGAAAGACUUCACAGAGCCCAGAAAACUCUCUCUACAGGCGAAUGAUCUAGUGACUGUAAUAGAUCAUGGGCUGGAAAUAUGUGAGUGGAAGGGCCAAAACCAGAGAACUCUAAGUGUUGGCUGGUUUUCCCCUACAUUGGCUGCCCCGGCUCUCACAGCAGCAGUUACUGCAUCUGGUCCGACUCUGAUCUCUUCUCCUGUUAAAGGUAGUCUACAGCACUCUGGCCAUGGAGAUACUGACCCAGCACGCAGCUGGGGCAACCUAGAACGAAUAGAAGAUUACUCUCAAUCCUCAGGCAUGUCAAGGAGUCUUGAGUCUGUCCUUGGUGUUCCACAGGACAAAGGUCAGGGUGCUGGUGGGAAUGCAGCUCAGAGACCUGAUCCACGCAGACUCAUGCAGAGUAAUUUAUUGCAAGAUCCACGUAGGUUUAGUGAUGCCAUUGUUGUCCCACCUUCACGGCCACCACCUCCCAGUUUCAAAUGCAUCAGCCCACCAAACACUGGCUUCAAAUGCGUCAAACCCCAGAUGAUGAUCCAUGAUCGGAGACCAGUAAACCCAGGGGGCUGGGCCCCUCAAACUCAUUCACAGCUACAGUUCCGGUUCCAACAACAACAGCAGUGUUUAGGGAAUAGUAACCUUGCCAGGAUGACACAUCUAGCCAAAUCAAGCCCUCAGUUAGAUGAUGGCCCUGAGAAAGAGAAGGAGCAAGAGAAAGAAAGAGAGCGGGAGAAGGCAAAGGAGAGGUAUCCACCACAAGUUGACAAGGAAGCAGUCAUAGCGCAAGUUCAGGAGGCAGUACAUGGAGUGACAAUUGAGCAGGUUAAGAAAGCUCUGUAUCGCAAUGACUGGAAUCCUGUGAGGGCAGAGCAGCAACUUAAGACAGACCAGCUGUAUUACAUGACUCAGUGCUCUCGUGAGGAAUGUCAAAAAAUCCUCGCCCGCUACAGCUGGGACCUACAGCUGGCAGGACGUUACAUCAUCCGACAAGACAGAGAUAGGACUGCAUUGGAUAGACGGGGAGAAAGAGUUUAAUGCAGGACAUGGUUCAAAAUUAUUGAGGAGUUCAUGUUUUUUGUGAUAUCAC